GAAGUUGACCCCUGUCAGUACGCCCCAGAAUGUCAAAGAAACAUGACGAGUUUCCCUUUAUUUUAGAAAAAAAUGUAAAAUUAUAAAGUGUGUUUCAAUGUUUAUCUCAUGUUUAAUGGAAAUAAGGUACUGUGGAGUAGAAGGCGUGGUUUUUUGGAGUGGAGAGCUGGUAGAGAGACUCGAUAAAGAUUUGUAAACGUCGUCGCGUCGUGAAUGUUAAGUUCCUAUUGAUAAGAUGCCUAGGAGAUAUUUGCUAGAAUGUUCAGAGCGUUUGGCGAACCUGCAGCCAAAUAAGAUUAGACUGUUCAAGCUUUUACACCGCGCGGGUUACGGCAAGCAACUAGUCCAGUGUCGAAAAUAUACUCGUCCUAUUGAAGAGCUCGAAGUAAAGAGACGUUUGUUCGAUGUAAAAUUAGAAGAGAUUCGUCGUUUCAUCGAAGACUGCUUGAGGGCUGUAGACGUUCCCGAUUCCGAGGCGAGAGCUCAGGCUGACCUGAUGAUGUAUGCUGACAUCACUGGGCACAAGUACCAUGGACUGUUGCGACUUCCUUUAUGCCUAAGGGAAAUCCGAGGGUGCGCCGUCACAUCCACAGCAAAACCUUGCGUCCUUAACGAAGCGGAAGGGACAGCCUGGGUGGACGGGUGUAACGCUCUCGGGGCGACAGUCGGCAACUUCUGCAUGAGUGUAGCCAUUAAAAAGGCCGUGAAUGUUGGCGUUGCCUGGGUUACCGCUAAAAGAUGCAACCACUUUGGCGUGUCCAGUUACUGGGGCAUGAAAGCUGCUAAGGAGGGCCUCAUCGGAGUGACCUUCUCCAACACAUGGCCUGUUAUGGUUCCUGUUAGAGCUAAACAGAGAGCCCUUGGCAGCAACCCUAUAUCGUUGGUCUGUCCAGGGAAUUGCGAUGAGAACGUCGUGGUCGACAUAUCCACUACAGGUACUACUAUGUAUCAGGUCUUCUCAAAAGCUCUCAACAAUGAGAAAUUGGAAGAAGGUAUGGCGUUGGGGCCUGACUUCAAGAUUACCACAGAUCCUAACUUGGCGCUGCAAUCAGGUCUCCUGUUGCCUCUGGGCGGAGACGAAAAACGAAGUUCACACAAAGGUUACAUGCUGGCCGCUAUGGUGGAGAUAUUCUGUAGCGGUUUAGCAGGGUCUUUCAACGCUCAUCACGAGCGAGACUGGGAUCCUUGCGGCACUGCCUGUGGCCCUCCAGACUUCAGCCAGAGUUUCGCGGUCAUUGAUCCCAACUGCUUCGCGCCUGGCUUCGAAGAACGAGUCACUGAACUCGUCCAAUUCUGGAGGCAAUUGGAUCCGGUGGAUCCCGAACAACCAGUUUUAGCUCCUGGCGACAUAGAAAAGACGAUGAGUCGAUCAAUAAUAGCUAAGGGAUCAGUCCCGUAUUCACAAGAUGAAAUAUGUCUGCUACAAAGAAUAGCCACGUACCUCUGUAUCAGACCUCUACAAUAUUCAAACUCAUACGCAAAUUAAACAGUUCGAAUUCAGUAUACUUAUGUCGUUUUUGAGGGUCUACCACAGAAAUUCCGCUGUGCAAUAUGAUUAAAAUAAA
Trichoplusia ni (cabbage looper) is the source of this 1565-nucleotide messenger RNA. RefSeq names its product (2R)-3-sulfolactate dehydrogenase (NADP(+))-like. Gene Ontology annotation, molecular function: oxidoreductase activity. Bases 236 to 1486 code for a protein of 416 amino acids. Lineage: Eukaryota; Metazoa; Arthropoda; Insecta; Lepidoptera; Noctuidae. The transcript is spliced from 10 exons. The record is from RefSeq and is a predicted model, not a curated record.